Molecule: messenger RNA, 796 nt
Organism: Zea mays
Lineage: Eukaryota; Viridiplantae; Streptophyta; Magnoliopsida; Poales; Poaceae
Product: ADP-ribosylation factor GTPase-activating protein AGD7
Exons: 1
Coding region: 1-597 (198 amino acids)
Biological process (GO): vesicle-mediated transport
Molecular function (GO): GTPase activator activity
Source: RefSeq, a predicted model, not a curated record
AUGAUAGGCCGCAGGUCCACCUCCGCCAUCCGCUCGCUCUUCUCCAACGCCGCGGCCGCCUACCACGACCGCAUCGCCGCGCUCGGUGAGGGCAAGCCUUGGACCGACCCGCCCGUAGUCAAGGAGACGCUCGGAUCUGGCGCACCCACCCCGCCUAGGAAGCCACCCUUGCAUGCCUCUGGAGGCGGCGGCGGGUGGGACGACUGGGAUGAUGAUUUUCGAUCGGACAUGAGGCGGAAUCAGUCGGUUGGAUCAUUCGGCGCCGCGGGGGCGCAGUCAGGGAGGCAGCCGCCGAGGUCCAAAUCAACACAGGACAUCUACACUAGGCAGCAGCUAGAGGCGUCGGCGGCUAAUAAGGAUGAUUUCUUCGCCAGGAGGAUGGCGGAGAACGAGUCCAAGCCUGAGGGUAUCCCGCCAUCCCAGGGCGUAAAGUACGUUGGGUUCGGAUCCAGCCCAGCGCCAUCGGCUAAUAAGAACGGCGGUGCUGCUCAGGGCGAUGUCUUGCAGGUCGUCUCUCAGGUAAAAAAAGAUCAUCUUUGUGCUAUCGCUGCGUGCAAUGAACAAAUCCACUUCACACGCUACUCAUCACAAAGAUAACGAACAUAGCAUAUUUUCCAUUGAUUGGAUAACAAUAUAUCAUCAAUUCGUAGGAAAACAGAACAAUUACUAUGGAGUAUAUGUUUGACUACAAUGGUAGGGCUCUGAAUUUUAUUCCUUGCUACUAUUCGGCAGUAAAAACGGAAGAUUUUACGACUUGUAAAUGUUGUUUCAUUACAUGCAUAAAUCAAUUGGUCUA